Molecule: messenger RNA, 650 nt
Organism: Exophiala oligosperma
Lineage: Eukaryota; Fungi; Ascomycota; Eurotiomycetes; Chaetothyriales; Herpotrichiellaceae
Exons: 1
Coding region: 311-622 (103 amino acids)
Source: RefSeq, a predicted model, not a curated record
CCAGAGACCCAAAACUCCCACGCAAGACAAUCGAAGACUGGGUCACGAUCAAGGAUGGCGACUUUUUGAGACACGCGCAUCGCCGUUUCUGAGUUCCCGGUAGCUCACAGACUACUGAGCAUUAUCAAUUUCGGCAGGGCUCGUGGUGUUUGCGCUAUCCAAUGCACUAUUUGCCCUUAUUGGCUGGCAAUGGGAACUGCUCCUGACCUUCGAUUUGCAUGGCGCCACGAGAUGAAGCGGGGUCACAUGCGCAACACGAAAGUGGACGACGCCAAAUUGUCUUGCGGAUCGUUUUGCAGUCAAGCAUCUCAUGGCCGUCGCUGAAACAGUGCGGCCCGCUUGCUGCCCAGUGUCUGUGGCGAAUCAAUGCUGUGUCAGAGAGUGCAAUAAUUUUGCAAGCCACACCAAAAUUGGUAGCCGACACUUCCGCCGAGGCUGGCACAACGCGACCAUAAUCCUAAUCCUGGGGGGGCAAAUUUGGUGCAGACGAGCAGGAAAGGCACACCACACCAGCACUAACACUACUGCAAAGGGGCAGAAUGCUAGAGUGAUACAGCCUGCUGCUGGCUGGGGACUUGCAGUUCGCCUGAUCCAUGGGCGAAGUUGCCUUGCCCGCCGUUGACACUCUGUUCGGUGGCUGAGGAGUCGUA